Messenger RNA from Girardinichthys multiradiatus, 1180 nucleotides. RefSeq names its product proteasome activator subunit 1 (gene psme1). Lineage: Eukaryota; Metazoa; Chordata; Actinopteri; Cyprinodontiformes; Goodeidae. Bases 243 to 1013 code for a protein of 256 amino acids. Gene Ontology annotation, cellular component: nucleoplasm; cytoplasm; proteasome activator complex. Gene Ontology annotation, biological process: regulation of G1/S transition of mitotic cell cycle; regulation of proteasomal protein catabolic process; positive regulation of endopeptidase activity. Gene Ontology annotation, molecular function: endopeptidase activator activity. The record is from RefSeq and is a predicted model, not a curated record. The transcript has 11 exons.
CUACAUUGCCCACAAUGGACCGCGACUGCUCGCAUAGAAAUGGGGAAAGUACGGCGUAGUCACACAAUGCGAUCUACUUUCAUUUUCGCUUUUUAUGCUGAGUAACUGAGCACUUUCCGUGUUCUGCAAGGCGUCGAGUUACACAUUGAAAAACGCAUAUUUUCAUUGGUCUCAGCCGCUUUGGUCAAAGCUAAAACAUUUUUAUACGUCUAUCAAAAUAAGUUGUCAUCUGCAGAGUGGACAUGGCUUCUCCGGGUAUUCAGCUCGAGUCGAAGAAACAGGUGGAUGAAUUCUGUCAAACACUCUCCAAAGAGGCAGAGCAGCUGCUUUCUAAAUUUUUCCCUGAGAAGAUUGAGCAGCUGCAGAUGCUCCUGAAGACAUCUUUCAGCUGUGAUGACCUGGCUUCCCUGAAGGCUCCACUGGACAUUCCUAUACCAGAUCCUGCCAAAGAGGAGGCCAAGGAGGAGGCCAAACGCAAGAAGAAGGAGGAGUUGCAGAAGGAGGCGAAGGAGGGGAAGAAGGACAAAGACAGCGAUAAAGAGGAGGAGGAUUCAGGGCCUCCUUGUGGUCCCAUCUGUAGCAAUGAGAGAGUGGAGAGUCUUUUGAAUGAGGUCAAACCUGAGAUCCAGACUCUGAAGGAGAAGCUCAACACAGUGUCAAUGUGGGUGCAACUGCAGAUUCCCAGGAUCGAAGAUGGUAACAAUUUUGGAGUGGCUGUACAGGAGAAAGUGUUUGAGCUGCUGACCAACACGCGCACCAAGAUUGAAGCUUUCCAGACUCAGAUUUCAAAGUAUUACAGUGAGAGAGGUGAUGCUGUGGCCAAGGCCUCCAAACAGCCCCAUGUGGGAGACUACAGACAGCUGGUUCAUGAACUGGACCAGUACCAGUACAGCGAGCUCCGUCUUGUGGUCCUGGACAUCCGCAACACAUACGCGGUGCUGUUUGACAUCAUUAACAAGAACUAUGACAAGAUUAAGAAGCCCAGAGGAGACGGGAAAGCUCUCAUCUACUGAGACUGGCGACAGGCUUUCCUGGUUUUUUUUAAACAAGCUACUGCUACUGUUGUAUAACACUGAUUGAGUUCCAAAACACAUGUCCUGACAGAAAUGAUCUAGUUCUCUCGCAGUGCUGCAUGCAUUUUGUUUAAGAUUACAAAAAUAAAGCAACAAGAUUCUUGUAA